Messenger RNA from Recurvomyces mirabilis, 1794 nucleotides. RefSeq lists its product as uncharacterized. Gene Ontology annotation, molecular function: transmembrane transporter activity. The record is from RefSeq and is a predicted model, not a curated record. Bases 1 to 1794 code for a protein of 597 amino acids. The transcript is spliced from 6 exons. Gene Ontology annotation, cellular component: plasma membrane. Gene Ontology annotation, biological process: transmembrane transport. Lineage: Eukaryota; Fungi; Ascomycota; Dothideomycetes; Mycosphaerellales; Teratosphaeriaceae.
AUGAGCACCGAUACUCACGAGCACAACGGCACGGCCGAGACUCACCAUGACGAGAAGGUAGCACGUACCGAACAUCACGAGUUUGCAGGCUACGAAGACCCUCACAAAGCUGCUCUAGAAGACAAUCCCGAACAUGCUGACAAGCUCACCUGGACUGUGGCUCUCUCCGCCUUGUUCUUAGGUACUUCAUUUCCAGGACCUAUCAUUUAUGGAUUCGUGUUAGCUUCUUCAAUCUUGGUGCAGCUAUCCCAGGAGCUUGGCGGUGCGAACAUAGACUUCUGGAUACCUUCUGGCUGGGGUGCCGCAGCAGCGGUAGGCUUCUCCAUCGCUGGACGACUUUCCGACAUCUUUGGGCGACGUUAUGUGAUCCUCACCGGACAAUGUAUGACGAUCAUCGGAGGUGUCAUCGCUUGCACGGCGAAGGAUAUGCAUCAGCUUAUUGCUGGUGAGGUCGUUCUUGGUGCAGCCAUUGGCACUGUUUCAGUAGCAUAUGCAGGUAUCUCGGAAAUCCUGCCGAACAAGUAUCGUGGCAUAGGUCUGGCAUGGACGGAGCUCAAUCUAGCAGUAGUAGCAGUACCGAGCACAUUGCUGGCCACGGUCAUGAUCUCGGACGCUACCUGGAAAGUUAUGUUCUAUGUCGCCAUUGGAUAUGCUGGCUUCUCACUCAUUGGCACGUUCUUCGUCUACUUCCCACCGAGCCAUCCUCGCCCCGAUGGAAAGACAAAAUGGCAAGAAUUCAAAGAACUAGAUUUCAUCGGAGCAUUCCUCUUUGCUUCAGGUCUGGUUGUUUUCCUCUACGGCCUCAAUUCGGGUGGUAGCACUUACCCAUGGAAGAGCGGUGGCGCAUUGGCACCACUUCUGCUAGGCCUCGCCGCAUUCUUAGGGGCAUUCGUGUACGAUUUCAAUGUGGCAGGCGACCCUCUCUUUCCAUGGUACCUCUUCAGGAACUUUCGGGAGUUUUCAGGUCUUCCUGUUCUGGUCUUCGUGGCUGGCAUGGUGUUCUUUGCUGCUUCAGCUUUGAACGCGCAGACCAUUCUGUACCUUCACACGGCAGACCCGAUCAAGAUUGGACUGUACUCAAUUCCUUCUGGAUCUUCACAGCUAAUUGGCGGUGUCUUUGUGCCUGCAAUGGUGUCGUGGAUCAAGCAUGUCAAUUACCAGCUGAUCUUCGCCGUGGCGAUGCAGACCAUCUUCUUCGGUCUGGCAGCUCUGAUCACUCCUACCAACCUUGCGUGGCUUAUGGUCUGUCAAUUUCUGGCUAUGUUCCCAUUCGGCUGGAUCACCCUGAACUGCUACACAACGGCUUCGCUUAAUGUACCACAAAAGGAUCUUGGGGUAGCCAUAGGUUUGAUUGGCACCUUCAGAUCUGUGGGCGGCUCGAUCGGAAGCGUCAUAUUCUCAUCCAUCUUCACACAGGUCGCUGCCAGGCGUGUAGCAGCCGGCAUAGCAAAGAAGACACUCGAAGCUGGCCUGUCACCCGAAGCCAUUCCGGAGAUCUUGGAGGCCGUCGAAAUGACGCUUGUAGGCGUGCCGGGCGCUGCCGCGAAACUGACGAAUGUGCCGAUGGCUGUGUUCGAAUCUUGUUUGGAGGCGGCGCGAUAUGGGUAUGCUUACGGCUUCCGCAUUACGUGGCUCGCCUCCAUACCGUUCGGGAUCAUCGCGCUGCUCUGUGCCAUGGCUGUCAAGGACUGCUCGCGUUUCUUUACAAACCAUACUGAGAUUCAUUUGAACGAGAAGAUUGGCGGAAAGUACGAAAGUGGAGUACAUCCUGCAAAGAGCGAGACGGCUGUUUGA